GCUUAUGUUGAACUUUUGAAAGAAAUUAUAUACGAUGAAGACUUUACUGUUGUUCAAUUUUAUAAAAAAAUAAAUUUUUCUUUUUUUCAAAGGACUCAAGCAGAGGGAGUUUUAUACGAAGCACUGAAGACCCUCGCUUCUGAAAAUAAUACGAAGGCUCGGAGAUUGUUAGUAAAUUUUAACGAACUUAUCGACUCUAACUCAGUAAAUGCUUAUUGGGAUGGUGUUUGUAUCAGCAAUGAGAGAAGCGAAACCCGACGUGUUAAAAGUAUAUUGAAAGAAAAAGAGGAUCAGGAAGCUUGUCGAAUAAAAUCUAAUGUAUUAGACGAGCACAUUAUUGAAAGCAAUCUUAUAUUAAAAAGAAAACGACAAAAACGGAAGCAUGCAGAUAAGGAGGGAGAAUGCUCUAUGAGGGAACUGAGGGAUAUUUCGCCUGUUGAUUAUAAUGAAAAUUUGAAUGAAACUAACCUUUCUGAAUCGGAUCAUGAAGAGAAGGAGUCACAUAAAAGAAAACAAAGUGAAUCUAAUGUUGAAAGUGAUUAUGAACCAAGUAGCAGUCCUACUUCCUCGGAUUCGGGUCACGAUCGGGAAAAAAAGUACAUGGAAGAAAUUAUUUUUUUAUCGUUGAAUACUAACUCAUCAAUCAUCACAGAUAAUCCAGCACCUGCAAUUAUGAUGUCCGGAGGUGACGUAGUAUCACUUCCGCCAUUAUCAUCAUUACUUACUCCUCCGCUUCCACCGUCACCACUACCACCACUCGGUUCUCUAAAUUCUAUACCAAACAAUGCAAUAAUAUUACAAGAUUUACCAACGUCAGUAAAUCAAUAUCAAUUAUCGACUUUAACAGCUACAAACCCUAUCAUCCAAACCCCCGGGACUCCACCGCCAAGGCCUAAUGCCAAUAAUAUGCAGGUUACUCCCCAAAAGUCAGCGCUUUUUAAGGAAUCCGUUAUCUAUCUACAAAAUCAUAUAAAGAUAAAUGUAAAUGAUCAAGGAAUGAUCAUAAAAGACAAUCAUACUACGGAAGAGAUCUCUAGUAUAAUUCGUAAUUGGCUAAUAAUGGCAUUAACAGGAAAGGAGUUUGUAAAAGUUAUCAUGACUCCUUUAAGCUCAGAAGCAAGUCCAAAAGAUCAUGAUUUUCGUCAAAUUUGCGAGUUUAUACUUUAUGAUUUUUAUUUCAUGACAAAGAAAGGUCCUUUAAAAAGAGAUAUUGGUGAGCAUACGUAUAUUGUCGAAAGGGUCGUCUCUCUGUUCAAAGCAAUUCAAUCAGUAUAUAAUGAAUACAAAUUUCAUUGGAUCGAAGUUGAAUUGGAUUGUAUGAGGGAAAUGAAGAAGAUAUUCCCCAAGUUUGAUUUACCCAUAAACCAAGCUGAUGGUCUUGGAGUACGGAAUUCAAGUAACAAGGAGGUCGUUUUUAUCGAAAUAUUGGGUGGGCCUGAAAACAAUGAUCAAAAAAAAUUAAAAGAAGAUUCAGAAAAGCUUCUGAAAGAAGCCGUAUUUGGUCUUGUUUCCCUAUUACGAAAUUAUUUGGACAAAAGUGCGGAAGAAUCGAAACAGCUAUACACGUUCAUGAUUCAGGGCAUCGUUUCGCAGAUCAAAUCCGCAACCCUCCCAUUCGAAUUCAUUGAUGUGGCGGAUUAUUUAGCAAUUUUUGAAUUCCUUUAUAUUCUUGUGAGCGAGCUCGAAAUUCAAACGAGAGUAAUUAAUAAAUUAAGGUUAUCUGAAUCGGCUGAUGGCGUAACUGUACCAAGAAUUCGUGAUUGGAUUUGGCUGCCAGAUUCGAUUUCUGCAUGGGAAUGUGAAGAGAUUCAAAAUGAAAAUCUAUGA
This is a messenger RNA of Cetraspora pellucida, 1827 nucleotides long. NCBI's taxonomy places the organism in Eukaryota, Fungi, Glomeromycota, Glomeromycetes, Diversisporales, Gigasporaceae. The record is from the annotation of a GenBank genome assembly.